AUGGUGUUCGACGCCAUCAAGGCUCUCAAGGAGAGAGGAGGUUCGUCCCUCCCUGCUCUCAAGAAGCAGAUCAUGGCCACGUACCCCAGCCUCAACUUCACCCCUCACCAGAUGAGGAGCGCUCUCAAGAAGGGCACCGAGUCCGGCAAGUUCAUCAAGGUGAAGAGCUCCUACAAGCUCAGCCCCGAGGCGAAGAAGCCCGCCCCCAAGAAGAAGGUCGUAAAGAAGAAAGUGGUCAAGAAGGUCGUGAAGAAGAAGGUCGCCAAGAAGAAGCCGGCCGCCAAGAAGCCUGCGACUAAGAAGACCCCUACCACCACCAAGAAGAAGCCCUCCACCCCUAAGAAGAAGGCUGCUCCCAAGAAGGCUUAAGCGCCAGCGACAGCGACGUAUGUGGAUAGGUCGAGAAAGCCCCCGUCCCCUUCUCUCUUGGCUCCAACCGCAUCCUUUGUCGAAGCUUGACCCCCAGCAUGCCGGAGGGUGCCAUUUCCGCCCUCUGGCCUUGUAAGGCCUGCAUGCAACCAACCACCUGGUGUUUACUCAACACCACCCAGAAAUCAAGAGGGAAAUGCCGCUUUUCAUGUUGUGUAGACUGCAGGCGUGGUUUUCGUGUGUUCGCCACUGGUCAGAGACUGCUGUGAAGUUCACCGUCUGUCCUACGAGGCGACUGGAAAGGUCGGGACUGUACAGAUCGCCGAUGGCCCCGGAUACGUGAAGUUGUUGCCUACCUCCCGGUCGAGGCGU
Molecule: messenger RNA, 741 nt
Organism: Ectocarpus sp. CCAP 1310/34
Lineage: Eukaryota; Phaeophyceae; Ectocarpales; Ectocarpaceae
Source: the annotation of a GenBank genome assembly